GCUGCGGUCUCUUUGCGCAACCUUCAGCCUGACUUUCCUACUGCCCGGCAUCGGGAGAGGGUGCACUGAGGGGCCCAUGUGUUGGCCAGGUGGUAUCGGAGCGGCCCCCACCAUGGGCUGGGGAGCAGGAGGGAGCUGCACGCCGCGCCCACCCAUCCGCCAGCAGCCUGUGCGGGAGCCCCGUGUGAUCGCUGUGGUCUUCCUCGGCCUCCUCCUGGACCUCCUGGCCUUCACUCUGCUGUUGCCCCUGCUGCCAGGGCUGCUGGAGAGCCACGGUCGUGCCCACGAUCCCCUCUACGGCUCGUGGCAGCGAGGGGUGGACUGGUUUGCCGCGGCCAUCAGGAUGCCAGCGGAGAAGAGGUCUGAUCGGCUCGGUCUUCUCCUUCCUGCAGUUCCUCUUGGCACCAGUCACGGGGGCGGUCUCGGACUGUCUCGGGAGGCGCCCAGUGAUGUUGCUGUCCCUGGCAGGUCUGGCCACCUCGUAUGCCGUGUGGGCGGCCUCGAAGAGCUUCGCAGCCUUCCUGGCCUCCAGGGUGAUCGGGGGCAUCAGCAAGGGGAACGUCAGCCUCUCCACCGCCAUCGUUGCCGACCUGGGCUCAGCUUCCGCCCGCAGCAGAGGCAUGGCAGUCAUCGGAGUGGCCUUCUCGCUGGGCUUCACGCUGGGCCCCAUGCUUGGCGCCUUCUUGCCUGCGGACACGGUGCCCUGGCUCGCUUUGCUCUUUGCUGCCUCCGACCUGUUGUUUAUUUUCUGCUUCCUGCCGGAGACGCUGCCCCCGGAGAAGCGGGCACCCUCCAUCGGCCCGGGGUUCCGGGCCGCCGCAGACCUGCUCAGCCCCGUGGCCCUGCUCCGUUUUUCAGCCGUGGCCCGUGGCCAGGACCCACCUGCUGGAGACGGGCUCGGUCGCCUUCGCCGCCUGGGCCUGGUCUACUUCCUCUACCUCUUCCUGUUCUCGGGCCUGGAGUUCACCCUGAGCUUCCUCGCUCACCAGCGCUUCCAGUUCAGCAGCCUGCAGCAGGGAAAGAUGUUCUUCUUCAUCGGCCUCACCAUGGCCACCGUGCAGGGCGCCUACGCCCGAAGGAUCAGCCCCGGCGGGGAGAUUGCAGCGGUGAAGCGGGCCAUCUUGCUGCUGGUGCCCGCCUUCCUCCUCAUCGGCUGGGGGCUCACGCUGCCCGCGCUCGGCCUGGGGCUGCUGCUCUACUCCUUCGCUGCCGCCGUCGUGGUGCCCUGCCUGUCCUCUGUGGUCGCGGACUACGGCUUGCCCGGGCAGAAGGGCACCAUCAUGGGCACGCUGCGGAGCCUCGGCGCCCUGGCCAGGGCGGCGGGACCCUUGGUGGCUGCCUCAGCGUACUGGCUGGCGGGGGCCAGGGCCUGCUUCACCGUGUGCUCCGGCCUCUUCCUGCUCCCCUUCCUGCUGCUGCGCAGCCUGAGGCCUCCAGCCCACGCGGCGCCCAAGGCCAAGGCCGAGUAGCUGAGCCAGCCCCGUCCCAAGCUGGGGGGCCCCUCCCCUCCCCCUGGGGCCCGGCCCCGGCCCCUGCCAGACACUCCAGCCCCUCCGCGGCGGGGGCCUGGCCAGGCCUGCCUGCGACCUGGGAGCAGGGACUCCAAAACCUUCCAGGCUUUCUGUUCGCUCUUCUCCGAGACACAGUAUCAGCCAACCCUCCGAAUGACAAAAUAAAGCAGCUACUUUAUACCAAGCGCCUUCCGCCAGCACACGGCUGCGCCUCACCGCCCCCCCCCCCCCCCCCCCCCCCCCCCCGGAGCCCCCCGGUCAGUGCAGGCAGGUCCCAGGCUCGUCCCGGCCCGUGGCCACUCUGCACGACGGGGAGGACAGAGCGCGCGAUGCAGGGCCCUCCCCGGGCCGCGCCCUGCACCCCGGCCGCCGGGAGAGGAGGGAGCCCAGCACCCUCCCGCCUGCCUGUCUGCUGGGACCGCAGGGCCAGGCUGGUGCCCCCGGGCAGGGCGGUUCUGGGGGCCUCCCCGGUGCAGAGCGACAGUGUCCUAUCAAGAAGUAAACCCUUGGGAUCUCUACCUGGGACUCAAGACAGGCUUCUAGAAGUCCUAUCUUAAAGGAACAAAGAAAAGGGGGAAAAAAAUGCAAAACUGUUUCCCAAGUUUAGACAAGGAAACUGCUUAAAGAAAUUUUAUUUGUGAGUAAAACAGGUCACAGCGGAGGACAGAGGCCCCACCCUCCCAAGCCUGUGUCCAUACACGCGACUAAACUUCGUGUUGUGAUACAAAGAGUUAAAAUAAACUACAAAAGUGAAA
This is a messenger RNA of Hyaena hyaena (striped hyena), 2266 nucleotides long. RefSeq names its product major facilitator superfamily domain containing 10 (gene SLC75A1). NCBI's taxonomy places the organism in Eukaryota, Metazoa, Chordata, Mammalia, Carnivora, Hyaenidae. The record is from RefSeq and is a predicted model, not a curated record. Gene Ontology annotation, biological process: transmembrane transport. Gene Ontology annotation, cellular component: brush border membrane. Bases 77 to 2068 code for a protein of 663 amino acids. Gene Ontology annotation, molecular function: transmembrane transporter activity. The transcript is spliced from 13 exons.